CAUUCCAAGAGAAGAUACGGAACACAUAGCCACUGCAGAUGAUGUCACUUCUUUUACAAGAAGACUUGCGAGACUCAGCCCCAGGGACGGUCUUCAGAACUUCUCACAUGAGCUCACUGACAAAGUUUAUGAGCUCAUAAAAAGUCACAACACCCCCCAGGCUCUUUUUGUGCCAGCUGGCAAGAGCGUGUCUGACUCUAUUCUUUUGAAGCUGAAGACAGGAUUGAAUGCUUCUGAAGAAUCCAGGGAGUUUCCAUCUGACCUUGUAUACUCCUUUGCUACGGAGUCAAUAAAACGUCUGCUACAGCAGAUUGUCUUCUGGCUUCCUCCACCAUCACAAGGAUCCGAUUUCUGCCAAACUAUCAUCUCUGAUGAUUCUCUGCAGGAAACAAGUUGGCUUAUGCCGAGCUCUUCUGCCAUCUCCGUUAGUUCCUCACAGGUUUACUUUGACACAAAGAACCUUUUCACCAAUAUAAUGGUCAAUCAGGUCAUGGAUACCUGUUCUGUGGCCUCCAAUUCAUCAGAAGAAUUAUCAGAGUUGAUGAACAUAAUCAAUGGGUUGUCCCCAACUGAUGCUGGAACACUUGACUCUGACAGACCGGCUCUCAUGACCACUAGCCGUCAGUCUAGUUCCAAAUCAUUGGCUAGACCCUCUCUGUCUGGCAGCAGCACACACAACGGUGGAACUGUGGAUAUUCAAGUUUUAGGAGAGGUGGAAUCUAAGAUGGACAACAAAGAUCUGGAGAUGUCUAGUGUCUCUGUGCAUCCAUCAACUCCAUCAGCCAUGGACUCUGAUACACAUGCAUCAUUUGACUCCACUAGCAAUGACUACACCUCUUUGGUACUUUUACUGAUUGUUAGAUUGCUGUCAAUGAUCACCCCUUUCACAUUACUGGAAUCCUCUGACAUUGGUGAAACAUCAAGAGUUCUCACAAAGAGGAUUCUGUCUGAGUUCUGUGGCACCUCAGGCCUUGAACCAACUCAAGCCUACCCCCAGAAUCUGAAAAUCAAAAAGAUUUUCAAGGCUGUUUACAAGGGGCUUCUUCAAGAAUUUGGGUCAGAGAAGAUGCUCCAGGUUGCAAUGAAGUCAACGGAUUAUGCAUUUGACGAUGCCCUGGUCAAAUCAUUAACUAGGGAACUACUAGCUAAAUGCAAUGAGGCUAGCUCUUCACCUCCCUCCAUGACACAGUUGUCAUCACACAAGGUACUUGGCAGUGACGAGGUAGGUAAUUCUGGGCUUACUUGUAGAAAGGAAAAGAAGAGAGGAAGAUUCAGCGCUCUCUGUGGACUCAACCAAAAGUGUACAAAGAAGGUCAACAAGAAGAACCACUGCACUCCAACACCUUCCCAGAACCAGACCCCUGCCGUCAGUGAAACAGAUUAUGCCUGCCCACACCAUAACCCUACAGCCAACACGACGCCAUAUACGUGGUCUGUGGUUGUGAGGCCUGUUGGACAUACUGCCAAAUUCUCUAAAACGACAUUGAAGGCGGCUUAUGCAAUUGUCAAUGAUCAACAAUCCUGCCGAACAGAGAGUGUAUGCUCCACCAAGAAGAAACCAAGGAAGCGUUCGCUCAUUUCCAGGAUGUUUUCAGCUAUAGGCAAAGCCUUGUCCAGUCCCUUUACUUCCUGCUAUAAAAAGAAGAGCACCUAAUCUAUAUUUCAAAAUAAAUAUUUGAAAUUAACAUAAUUGCAUUAAUUCUUCAUGUUGAGUGUUUUUCAUUAUAUAUUAUUGGAUGAUAUAAAGUGUAGUAGUAGUAGAAGUUGUAUAGUUGACUAUAGUUGACUAUAUACAUACAUUAAAAAAUAAUAAGAAUAGUGUGCACUUCUAGGUACAGUUAAAGUCUGAUGUUUACAUACACCUUAGCCAAAUACAUUUAAACUCAGUUUUUCACAAUUCCUGAUAUUUAAUCCUAGUAAAAAAUCCCUGUCUUAGGUCAGUUAGA
Oncorhynchus tshawytscha (Chinook salmon) is the source of this 1946-nucleotide messenger RNA. RefSeq lists its product as uncharacterized. The record is from RefSeq and is a predicted model, not a curated record. Lineage: Eukaryota; Metazoa; Chordata; Actinopteri; Salmoniformes; Salmonidae. The transcript is spliced from 4 exons. The coding region runs from base 401 to 1654 and encodes 417 amino acids.